AGGGUCAUUGAAAGCACCACACGGUCGUAGGCUGAAGUGCACGUCCGGCAAAUGUCAAAGCGCGGACCGGAUCAGCCCGUCUGAGCUGAAGCCUCCCGCGACGCAUCGCUGGAAGAAUCCACCUCCAAACCACUAGGGGGCGCAAUUCCACUGCUGGUUGGAAGAUGGCCGCUCUUUCUGGCGGGAAACCCCGGAGGCUGAAGAAGGACGGUUUUGUCUGCGUGAGGAAGCGAGAUUUGGAGAAGUUAACCACGGAGGUGAUGCAGCUGCGGGAGUUCCUGCCCAGAGUGCUGAACGCGGAGCUGAUGGAGACGCUGCAGAGGGCCCAGGGGCCAGAGACGAAGAAGGAGCCGACGGAACAGGAGCACCUGCGACUGGAGGCUUUGCACCUGAAGUCCAGGCUGGAGGCGGUUCAGACCGAAUGUCAGGGGGAGAGGGAGGAGAAGCUGCUGCUGCGGGAGCAGCUGUGGCAGAGCGGGGAGGAACUGCAGCAGCAGGCUGACUUCUGCUCGGAACUGGGGUCGGCCGCCUGCGGCCUGCUGUGGAGCUGCUCGGCCAGGGAGGACACGGUCACGCAGUGGCUGGCUGAUGGAAAGCUUUUGUCCUUUGUAAGCGUUUCGGCUCAGACUCUGGAGAGCUUCGUAAAGUCCCUGGAUGAGGAGGUAAAAGACCAAUCCGACGACUACAACUCCCAUGAGCACCAGUUUGUGCUGGCUCUGGUGGGGACCGUCACAAACGUAGCGGCUGUAGCUUGUGGGCGGGACUUCCUCUGCAGUUCGGGACAAGUCUUGCUGGAGACUCUGAUGAAACUUCUGGAGCAGAUGAAGCCUGCGUUCUUCCCGAAACUCAAAGUCUUGAUGCUGAUGGCUCUGUACAACGUGAGCAUCAACAUCAAUGGACUGAAGGUCAUCAGCGGGCACAAAGGACUGGUGCGCCUCAUCUGGACUCUGCUGAACGGUGGACACUGGGAGGUGAGCCUCCACUGUCUGCGCCUCCUCCAGUCCUUGAUACUAGAGGAGUACACGCACCCCCAUUUGGGUUCCUCCCUGCUGGACCCGGAGCUGCGGGCUCACGUUAGCCUGCUCACCUCCAGCGCUCAGCCCAGCCUCCGAGCCACGGCCCAGCAGACCCUGCAGGACCUGCAGAGCCUCAAACAGUGUUUGAGGGUUCUUCAAGCCGGUGAGGUUCCCCAGACAGCAAAGGAAGAACCUCAACUAACUAAAGGAAACUGAGGAAAUCUCAGAAGAGAGACAGACGGGUCGCGGAUGUGAAGGCUUCUCCGUCUGCUGUUCUGGCGCCCACUUCCUGUUUCGGUUCCCGUUCAGUUCCAAGGAAAGUCUUUCUGGAGGAAUGUUUGAUUCCUGGAUGGUUUUAACAUCACUCUUAAUGUGGUUCACGGCACGUGUUCAUAGACGAUAAAGAGUUUUUUCUACCCACA
This is a messenger RNA of Oryzias latipes (Japanese medaka), 1438 nucleotides long. It is a transcript of the gene hsf2bp, whose product is annotated as heat shock transcription factor 2 binding protein. Gene Ontology annotation, cellular component: cytosol. The record is from RefSeq and is a predicted model, not a curated record. Lineage: Eukaryota; Metazoa; Chordata; Actinopteri; Beloniformes; Adrianichthyidae.